AGACUCGGUAGCUGUAAAUAAUUCAUUCAGUAAUAAUUCACAUCUUCAUUAGAAUGGAUUAGUUUAUUUAAAUUAAAUUAAAAAAAAAUCACAAUGAAGUUCUACUUGGUCUACAAAAAUAAUGGUCUAUACGACCCUAUGCUUGAUGACUCUGAAGAGUACGUCUACGUACCAACGGGACCAAAUGAGUUAGAUGAAGAAUCAAACGCUCAAACCCAAGAGCAAAAAGAUUCUGUAGACCAAGAAAACGGAUCUUCCAAACCAGAUAAACCUGAAAAAGAUGCUGACAAUCUGGAAGAUCUAUUAAAAUUAAAUUUAAAUUACAAAAAUGUCUUUCCCGAACUCAAUCUCGAAGAACUACCUCCACAAACCAAAUAUAAACUUCCUGUUUCUAAAUAUUACGACCCUGAGGGUAAAUUGGUUAAACAGCAAGAAGAAUAUUAUAAAUAUAGUAUAAUUGACUAUGAAAACAUUAGAUUAAAACUUGAUAAAGAGAAAAAAGAUACACAGAGUGCAGAAGUAUUUUAUAAAAAGGAUGUUUAUGAUGAAAGUAUGGUCGAGAAGAAGGAAGUUAGUGAAGAUAGUCAAAGUUUUAGUAUUUUGGAAGAAGAAAUUGAACUUCGAAAAAUUAAACAGACUGCUUUGCAAGUUAUAGAAGACAACAUAAGUAAAGCCAUUUCUAAGACUGAUCAAUUGAAAAAUAAAACAGAUAUUAGUAUACAAAAUAAGUAUCAACAACGUGAAGAGAAUGAUAGCUUAUCGAAAAUACUAAAACAGACAAUACAAACGGAAAGAAAGUUAUUCGAUGAAUCCAAUAAAGAAAAAGUUAAAUCAGAAACUAAAAGGGUUUCAUUUAAGGAUGAUUAUGAGGUACUUGAAACAGAAAUGUUAUCAGAUGAUGCAAGUAAAAGAGAUGUGCGAGUUUCUGAUGAAAUAAAAAAGUUUGAAAAAUUUGAUCUACCAAUGGACUCGAAAUUAAAUGUAGAAGAAAGGAAACUUUUAACUCGACUAGAUAUUGCAGAAUCUAUAGAAGCUGGAACUGUUCGUCAAAGAACUGGUAUAUUUAAGACAGAGACUGAUAAAAUAGUAACAAACAAAACUGAAAGAAAAGUUUUGGAAACUGCUAAACGUGAUAUCAAGACAAAUAUAGAGCUAACUAAACAAAAUGUUUAUAACAUUGGAUUCCAAGUAAUACCACGUGUCAGAAACGCUGUGCAAUUUUCACAGCAAAGUAAUUCAAUUUUGAAAAGAUUUCUUUUACAAAUGACCAAAGUGAUGGUAACGUUAUAUAGAUUCAUUCCAUUACAUAAAAGGUAUAAUUAUGCAAAAGUAAAAGAGUUUUAUGAAGUAAACAAACAAAACCGUGAAUACACUCAGAAAAUAGAUGUUAAUAAUGUAGCAUUCAGUAGAGAAACAUAUGCAGAUGGAGCUAAGGAAAUAAGAAAGCAAAGACUUUCUGGAGCUAAAAUUGCUCAAAUUGAGGGGUUAAAGCCAGCAGAACUCACAGAUAGGAUGAAUAUUGUCAUAUCAGAGUUUUUACGAAAAUCAGGAAAGGAAGAUCUAUCAGAGGAAGCGGAAUAUCAGCAAAGUCAAACAACGAGCUCAAAAAGUAGUACUAAAGAUGAGUUUAUGAGUUCAUCAUUUGAUAAAAGUCAAACAGAAGACGAAUUUAGAAAGUCUUCUUUUAAACAAAAUAUUUUUGAUAAACAACAAACAGGAGAAGAAUUUGUGAAGGGAUCUCCUUUCAGACAAAAAGCUUAUGAAAAAAGUGGCGAAUAUUUUGACGAUGCUUUAGGAAAAACAGCUUUUAGUAACAAAAAAAUGUUUGAAGAAACUUAUGAAACUCAAACCCGUUCAUUUGAAACUCGAGAAAUGAAAGAAGAAAAACGUAGUUCUGAAUCUAAAACGUCUAAAGUACAUUCAUAUGAUAAUGAAUUCACACAACAGGACAAUGUUCCUUUAACUUACAUUGCAAUAGUUGAAGCUCAUGUCUAUACGAACAAAAAUGCGAUUUUCGAAGAACAAAAGAGGCGAAUGUCCGAAAGCAUGAAAAAAUCAACGGAAUCCGAUGUUAUCUAUUAUAGAUGUGAAGUCUCAGUAUUUUACAGACAGUUUAGAGAACCGUCAUUACCACCAACUGUUGUCAUCGAAUCGAUAGAAGAAAUUCCAUCUGAGGCAGUAUUUGAAGAAGAAAAACAAGAAAUAUUACAGACAAGUUCUACUGUUUAUGAAGACGCAGCAAAGAAACUUGCUGUGCAAAAAAUAUCAGAGGUUAUAGAGCCUUUACUUGAUAUUAAAGAAGUUAAAUCUGUGACUAUCAAACAAGCUUAUCCAGCUGUCGAAAGGGCAGUAAAGGUAGCUAUUGAAACUUCAGAAAUAAAAGAAGAGGAAAAAAGCGGGUUCGUUGAAAUAUUUGAAACUGACGAACGUAAAUCACGAACAUUUGUAGAACCAACAACAAAAUCUAUUGCUGAAACUAAUGAAAUGUUUAUUGAGGAAGAAUCGGUUGGAAUGAUUGAUGUUCCUUUACCUAUUGCACAACUACCACAACCAGUAAAGGUCGAAAGACAAAUAAAAACUGUUGCUGAAACUAGCGAGGUUGUAAUCGAUGAAAGCAGUGUAGAAAUAGUAGAUACCUCUAAGACCACUAGUGCAAUACCACGAUACACAAUUGCAGACAAUCUACAUUCAAUCGCAGAGACUAUGAUCGCUAUCAUAGCAGAACCGAAAAGUGAAAGCUUAGAUGAGGUAAAAAUUACCCAAGAAAAGGUAAAAAUCGGAGUGGAUGAAAUGCGUGCAAGUGAAGUAUCCCAGGUUUACCCUCAGGAACCUGUCUGUGAAGAAUUAGUAAUGUCUAAAGUUCAAAGUAAAGAAGCUAAAGUUGAUAUUUAUGCGAAGGUUGUCGCUGAAAUAACUGAAGUAUCGGUCAGUGAAAAGGAACAAGAUAGUUUUGAUGUAGUAAAUAUUACUGCGCAAGAACCUGGACCAUUAAGAGAAGAAUCCGUAUUAUAUGUUGGUGAAACCGAAAUAGUUUUGCCAUUUGAACCGUCCACGGAACCAUUUGAUUUAAACAAAGUUAUUAGCCAACAAGCGUCUCUAGAAAUAAAGGAAUCGAAAGGAAUCGAAACAAUUAUAACCCAAGUUGAAGAACCUAAAGAAAAAAGCGUUGAGGCAUUAGAAUUUAAAGAAAAACAUACUCAACCUUUUAUUGAAGAUAAAUUUUUAGCUGCUGCCGAAACUUUAUCUGUUUUGCCCGAAGAACCAAGCGAAGCAAUUAAAGUAAAUGAAAAUGUGGAACAGCAUGCUAAUAUUGAAGUAGUGGAAUUGAAAACGGCAACAGUGACUUCUGUCACUGUUGAGGAACCAAAACAAGAAACCAUGAAAACACCCGAUAUUGUCGACCAAGAUCCAUCUACAGCUUUUGAAGCUUCGCUUUUAACUGUUGCUGAAAACACAAUAAUAACACCAGAAGGGCCCCAUCAUGGAUAUCUGGAAAUUCCAACUAAAGAAACAAUGCGACCCAAGACAUUAAUAGAGGGCGCUUUAACUGUGGCUGAAACUAUAGAAGUUGGGCCCACUAGUCCUGAAGGAGAUUUUAACAUUAUCGAAGUAUUAAAUCAUCAAGCUCGUGUAAGCAUUCUAGAAUCCAAAUCAAUCACAACUACGUUCGUUGAACCUCAAGAACCAAAAGAAAAGGAACUGGUUGUUCACCAAUUCAUAGAAAAUAAACCGCAUGUUAUGCUACAGGAUUCUACACUAACAAUACCGACAGCACAAGAAAUACUGCCUUGCGGACCCAAAGAUGACGAUCUUACAAUAAGUAAGCCUAUAGAAGAAAAAGCAACACUUGAUUUUGAAGAAAUAAAACCACUUUCAAUAAGUAUUGUAACACCUAAUGAGCCUCAUGAAAAAAGUUUGGAGGUCCUUCAAGUACAAAAAUAUGUAGUCGAGGAACCUAUAUUUGAAACCAUUAAUUUAUCAGCUGCUAAUACCACAAUGAUACUGUCGGAAGAAUCUAGUACAGCUUUUGAUGUAACUGAAGCAUCAAUCCAGCAAGCAAAAAUAAGUGUAGUCGAGCAAAAAGCGGCUGAAGCAACAGUUAUGCUCACACUAGAAUCAAGAGAAAAAGAUGUAAUCAUUCCAGAAAUAACCAAGAAAACACCUCAAACAUUGCUCGAAAGUCCUCUACUUACUGCUGCCCAUAUUUUUAUUACAGUUUCUGAAGAAAAGGUUGACGAAAUAGAAAGAGAUUUGUCCGUAUUUUCUAAAUCAAUCUCUAAAAUAGCAAAAGUAACAUAUGAAACAUGUCAAUCACUUAUUCUUACUGCAAUGACUGUUUAUGAGGAUGCUGUUAGUUUUGUUGGCAAAGCUUUAUUUAUGAGUAAUCAGGCUAAAGAAGUAACAGAAAAAUCUGCUGUGACAGCUAUUGCUAAUAUUACUUCUGUCACUGUUACUCUUGAUGAAGGAGUAGCAGCUUUAACAGUCGAGAUUAAAGAGAUUGAUAGUGCUUCUUCGACGAUUUCCUCUGCUCCAUCGUCACCUUUCAUUCAGGAGUAUGUAUUUGGUGUUGCUGGCCAUGAAUAUAGAGUACAAUCACCUCAAGAAACAUCAUUAGAUAUUAAACAGUCCCAGAAAGGAUUGUAUGGAUUCGAUAGCGCUGAUACAAGCUACACAUUAACAUUUGAAGCUGCAUAUGUGGAUGAAAAAGAAGUAUUUCACAUGGAGGAGUUCAGUGACAACAUUAAUAAAUUUUGGAUAUCUGAUGUGAAAACAAUGGAAACACUGGAAUCUUCUGAUGCUAGGUUGCACUUAACGAAUUUGAGCGUGAGUGCAAUUAGCGAUGCUCAAUCGAAAGUAUCUGUUCAGGAUUCUGCUGUAAUAGUUAAAAGCAGAUCUCAGUCAUUUGAUACAUCAGCCGAUUUUGAGGUAAGUUUACAGUCUGUAGAAGAAUUGAAAGUAUUAGAGGCUUCAGAUGUCCAAACAGCUGCUACUAUUAAUCUAAAGUCGGAAACAUCAUUUAAAACAGCAGAAAAUGUAGAGUCAAUGGCAAAGGUGAAUAUAAAAUCAAAAUCAGCUAAAUCAUAUUCCGAACAAAGCGUAGACGUUGCUUAUGGAUUAACUAUAGAAGACGAAAUUGAAGUAGAUAGUCAAGCUGUGGAACUAGAUAUGCAAGUAUCAGAUGCUAAAAUUGCAAAAUCCAGAAAAAGAAUGGUGAAAAAAUCGUCUAAAUUGACAGAAGCUGAUAUAGAAGCUAGUUAUAACUACGAAGCUGGAAUGAAUGUUGAAUCAAGGAGCAUUUCAAAAGAAAGUUAUGCAGCUGCAGAAAGCAGUGUUUCCCAAUCUAAAUAUUUAGCAAUGCAAGGAAUACAUGAAUCUAGUACAGUUUCUGAAGAAUUUUCAUCAGUCGAAAGCAGCCUACAAUCAACCAGAGGUUCUGAAUCAAACUUAGCUAUGUCAGAGAAAGUUAUGCAAGCAAAAUUAGAAUCGAGCAGCAUUUCUCAGAGUAGUGCUAUGUCAAUUGAAGCAAGUAAUUUAUCUACAGAGAGCUAUGCAACUGAAGUAGGUAUUUCUGAAGUUUCAUCAAAGCAAGCAAAACAGACAAUGGCAGUCGAAAAAAGUUUAAGUAAAACUCAAGUAGGCGCUAAAAUAGGCAGUCAAUUAUCCUUAGAGGCAGGUUUUAAGACCAUAGAAUGUAUAGCUGAUGGUGUAAGGUCCCCAUCACCAGAAGACAUACCUUCUCCGCAAAGAGAUGAAUAUAUAUUCAGACUGCUUACUGAAGAACCUGAAGAAACCACCUUCAUACCUCGUGACUGCUCAUUCACUCCAGAAAGUGUUCACGAGGAACCAAUAAUCCCAGUAAAGGGUAUGAUACCUCACAUUGAUACGAAGUUUGUGAGGAUUCUUUACAGUCCACCUUUGGAUACUCCACCAGCAUCCCAGUGGAAGAAGGAACCCGUUUUCACUAAGCCCGGUUUGAAAGGUGGAUCCGAAACUCCAGAAUUCACUAAGGAGGAGAUUCUGGAAAUUGGUAGGAAAUCGGCUCUCCUUGCUUCAGCAAUAGACAAAACUAUCCGAAGCAUUGAAGAGUACAAAGAAUCUGUGGGAAUUAGUGAUAAAAAAGAGAAAGACACGAAAGAAGAAAGAAACAUAGACGAAGAAAAUGAUUUAUUAAAGAGUAUAGAUUCAGAAGGAGAGAAAGAUGAAGAAACUGAUCACUUAACUAAAUUAGAUGUUAGAAAAAAAGAUAAAGGCAAACCACUAAAAAGUAUAUUGUCUAAGUUUAUGAAUAGAGAAGAACCCAUUAUGGAGGGGAAGAGUAUAGCAUCGGAGAUUUUGAAAAAUGUCGAAACAAUGGUCGACCCCGCUGCGCCAGUGGAGCAGCAGUUGGCACAGAUGCGCGCGCAGAUGGCAGCACUGGCAGAAUUGCCCAGCCUCAUCAACCAAAAGCUGGAGUCCGUCAACCAACAGAUCUGUCAGAUCAGUAUGAAGGAAUCCAAAAAAACGGAGGUUAUCCAAGAGAAGAAAACCGAAAUUGUCGAUAUUAAAGAACACACUGAAGAAACCGCGACAAGACAGAAUAGUGAAGUCGUUGAAGCGAAAAUGCGUACUGAAGAAACCGCGGCAACACAGAAUAAUGCAGUUGAAGUGAAAAAACGUACUGAAGGUAGGAGAGUUCCAAUCGCCGCCAGCCUGAGGCGAAGCCCGCAACGAAUGAGACGAGCACAAACCGCCUAUCAACACUUCCAACAGCAGUAUCAACCAAAAUUUAAACAAGAAGAGAGAGUGAGUCAGAAGAAUUCAGUAGAAAUAACAGAGAUGGGGAACCGAGAUAGCCAUGGAGAAGGCAUACAGAUUAGAGUGACAAAACCGAGUCUUACCGGAGAAGAACUUGAUGUUGAGAAAAGAGAAGAAUUGAGAAGAUCAUUGGAAGACUUGAGAAUGAGGAAGUCAGUCAGUCCAGCGAAAGACCAGUUUGACCCUGCAAAUCCUCUCCAAGGGAACCUGUGGAGACCAAGACCUGCGCCCAUGAAGCCUGAACCAGCAUUCGGAACUGGAGACGUCAGACCCAUCUACUUGCCGUCAAAGAAGAUGAAGCUCCCAGACUAUGAUGAAGAGCAAAUCACGGAAACCCUGGUGGGGCAAGCUGAGGUUAUUAAAGGGAAAGUUUUGGGGGUGAAUUUCAAGAAGUUUGUCAAACCGCCAGUUAGUCUGGACCAUUUGAAACACUCUGAGGUGUACCGUCUAGUCCAUAACUUAGACGAUGAACCAAAGAAGCAGAUAGAUAUGAUGCGACCGGUUGCCUUCGCGGCGUCAGAGAUUAGAGAGCUGGAAGUUCUAGUGGAUUUUAGUGGUCAAGGUGACUCGCAAUUGGUAGAGAAAACACUUGUCCAUCUCAAAUCUCAAGAUGGUGUUACUCAGGCUAUAUACAAAGACGGUGCAGUGGUGGUGGAGACAACGUUACCCAGUUCUGUAGUGUUGGAUAUGGUGCAGAAGACGUCGGGGAAGAGAGCCGUCUUGCAGGGGUUUGGAGAGAGCCAAUCAGCGGUCGCCAUGAUAUCGUCCCAGUCGUGCUGCAAGAGCAAGGUGUUGGGCGUGAUCAGGUUCCAGCAGUCCAGCGCUGGGCCGCUGGUGGGAGACGGCAGCGUUCACGGGCUGGCGCCUGGAGCGCACGGCUUGCACGUGCGACACACGGGCGACCUUAGCAUGGGUUGCGAGUCUAUAGGGGAGCAUUACAACCCCUACAACGCACCCCACGGGGGUCCAAACGACCCCGCGGACAGGCGACACGCGGGUGACCUGGGCAACAUAGUCGCUGAUGAAGAAGGCAGAGCUACCUUUAGAAUUGUGGAUAAUAUAUUGAAAAUACAUGAAAUAGUGGGCCGGUCGAUAGCAGUCACCGAGCGCGCGGAUGACUUGGGUGUGGGUUCGAGUCCGGCCUCGAAAAUUGACGGAGACUCUGGGAAAGCUGUGGCAUGCGGGAUUAUAGCUCGAUCUGCGGGUGUAUUCCAGAACCCGAAGCGUAUAUGUGCGUGCGACGGCGUCGUGGUGUGGGACGAGCGCGACCGGCCGCUCGCGGGCAAGGGCCGGACUAGCGAGGGUGUGGGCCGGACUAGCGAGAGCAGACAGUGUGCGACGGGCUGCUGCAAGAUAUAAGUUGUUUUGUUUGUAUUGUUUAUAAGUUUGUUAUGUUGAAAUAAAUUAUGUUAUAUUAAA
Molecule: messenger RNA, 8214 nt
Organism: Bicyclus anynana (squinting bush brown)
Lineage: Eukaryota; Metazoa; Arthropoda; Insecta; Lepidoptera; Nymphalidae
Exons: 18
Coding region: 94-8154 (2686 amino acids)
Biological process (GO): removal of superoxide radicals
Molecular function (GO): copper ion binding
Source: RefSeq, a predicted model, not a curated record